GAAUAUCUAUGGUGGUCAAUCUGUCAAAUUCAAACAAAUGUGUCUGAUUCCACUCCAGUAAAAUUCUUGAAAAUUUACUAAUGAAAACGUUGAUAUUCUCCAUAAUCAAUUAGUUUCCUUUGAAAAACACAUUUUGAGGCGAAAAACAACUGAAUCGCAUCCUCUGAGCGCGCGCAUGCCCCAACAUGGCGCUGUCAACCUCGUCUCUCCGUAGUCAAGGCGACACGGGCCCUAGCAACCGAGAAAACAAAUUAAAAUUCGUUGAAUCAAAAGUGUGUGUGCAAGAUAUUUUCGCGAAAAGUGGUAACCUCGCGCUCCACGGCAUUUUGCCGACCAACAAGUGCAAUUUCUAAUUAAACCGGACACUGUGCAAUCCAUUUUCCAAACUGGGGCGCCGGAAAGAGCCUUUUGAAUGUUUACACGGACGAACAUUUUUCUCCUCGGAUUUCAUGUUGAUUUCGCCUUCGUACAUGGCUGGAAAACACGUUCGACAUAAUGAAAAUAAUGUAUUUCACCAAUAGUUGAAAAGACGAGCCUAACGUGUAUUUAUAAACACAAAGCAUAACUGCGAAAAACUCAUUAUGAUACUUUUAGUAUAGAAUAGCCAAAAAUAUAUAUUUAUUCCAAAUAUUUUCUAGUCUUUAUCAAUUACAUUGUGUGCUAUAUUACGUAUAAUACUAAAUUGAAUUUAAAAGAAAAUAGCAUAAUUUUAUAAUAUCAUAAUUAACAACAAUGGCAACUAGACUUGCAACACAACGAAAUUUUGUUACCAUUACUCCUGCAAAUGCGAAUAACGAAACAAAUAACAAACACAACUCGACAAGCACAACCCCGGAAGAUGUGAUUACAAUUACGCCCGCAGAGUCGGCUGAUCAGAACACUAGUCAAAAUGAUAGCAUUCAAAUAUCACACAUAAUGUCUCAGAAAAAAAUUAUUCUGCAGACAGGUUCUUCAGGCGUCUCUGUUAUUGAUGUUGUUCCUAUCGAUGUAUCUGAUUCUAGUGAUGAAUCUCCUGUUACAGUGAAUACAAUAUCCGCUGGUGUCAAGUCAGGUGCUGGUGGUGUUUCUGAAGCGAGAGAUGACGCAACCUCUGGAACGCAGCAACAAGUUACCGCUCAGGUGGCAGUUGUAGAAUCUCAAAGUCCUGGCGAUUCCUCUGCAGGACCUCAUUAUAUAACGGUUACGGUUGCAUCACAAGAUAACCCCAGUGGUCACGACACAUAUCAAGUGCAGUACGUAGAUCCUGAAAUCUAUAAUGCGAAUAGCCAAAAUCAAGCGCAAAUAUCUUAUCCAUUUUGUGCUGUUAGCGAUUAUCCUCCAAACACGCAACCUUACUACGCAACAACCGGAAAUUAUACAGCAGCGACCAACACUCCAUCACACUCAUCAUCUUUACCUUAUAUCGUUCCUGUCGAUGACAAUCUGUUAGUUCCGUCAUCACAAUCACGUGAUUCACCGCAAAGCCUCACGGCGGAAGUAACUUAUAUACAGGGGAAUCAUAAUGCCCAACAGACGCCUACAUCUACUACUACUUCCAAUACUGAAAGUGAUAGCACUCCUAAUCUAUCGCACGCUACUCGGAUCUCUCCGGCGACGGUCGCCUGGCUGAUGGAGAACUACGAAACGGCUGAAGGAGUUAGUCUCCCAAGAUCUACUCUGUACAACCAUUACAUGCGUCAUUGCAACGAAAACAAACUGGAUGCAGUGAAUGCUGCUAGUUUUGGGAAAUUAAUUCGUUCAGUAUUCAAUGGCCUCCGGACUCGACGUUUGGGUACACGCGGUAAUUCUAAAUACCACUAUUAUGGCAUUCGCAUUAAGCCAGGUUCGUCACUUAUGCAUGCUAUUGAGGAAAAACCUCAAAAUAUUAAUAGUGCCCCAAGUAAUGGACCUAAUACUGGAAAUAGCAAAAAUAUGAAGAAAAUUGGAGCAAAGCCAGAAACUUUCGAGGCUUGUUUGCAAUACCUCGGAGUUGGAACCGCAGCCAUUCCAGUUUUCCCUAGCAUCAAUAUUGAUCAAUCUUUGCCCGAAGAUAUCACUCUGGAUGAUAUCGAUGCCUUCCGGUCUAUCUAUCGAGAACAUUGUGAACUGUUCCUAGACGCGAUUUUGAAUUUGGAAUUCAGCAGUGUUGAGUCUUUGUGGCGCGACUUUUGGCGAGCAAGUGAUAAUAAUAAUUUAGAUGAAAGCGAAGAAGAGAAGUAUUUGACCAAAUCAAAGUUGUAUGCAUUAUGCCAAAGUGACAGCGUCCAAAAUUUCAUCAAGGAAGUCGAUUACAAUUUCUACCAAAACAUGGUUGAUGUUCUCAUACCUGAUGUCCUACGUCCUAUUCCCAGUUCCCUCACACAAGCGAUUCGUAAUUUUGCGAAAAACCUAGAAAACUGGUUAACUGAUGCAAUGAGUGGAUGCCCACAAAAAGUAACCCAAAUAAAAAUUGCUGCCGUUUCGGCAUUUAGUCAAACAUUACGUCGGUAUACGUCCCUCAAUCACUUGGCACAAGCUGCUAGAGCUGUCUUACAAAAUAGUUCCCAAAUUGCACAAAUGCUCAACGAUUUAAAUCGAGUAGAUUUUAACAAUGUUCAGGAACAAGCUUCAUGGGUAUGCCAGUGUGAUACAGCAACUGUUCAGCGUUUGGAGAAUGACUUUAAAACGGCCCUGCAGCGUCAAAACACAUUGGAACAAUGGGCUGCAUGGCUACGACUGGUUGUUGAUUCAGCUUUAGAGGAAUAUCGUGGAAAGCCGACUUAUGCCAAAGCAGCUCGACAAUUUCUCCUUAAAUGGAGUUUCUACAGUUCAAUGGUCAUUCGGGAUUUAACUCUACGUUCAGCUGCUAGCUUUGGAAGCUUUCAUUUGAUACGAUUAUUAUAUGACGAAUAUAUGUUUUUCCUGGUAGAACAUAAGGUCGCUCAAGCUCGACAUACAACCCCAAUAGCUGUUAUGACCGAAGUCGACAAAGUGAGCUUUGACGAUUAACUUGGAAAUACAUCGGCGAAAGGAAAUUUUACGUGAAUAAUUUAUUAUAUUCACAUUAAUCAAAUGGAGUACUGAAAUCCUGACAUACUUUAUCCCAGUAGGGAAUACUAUAUUAAAAAAGAAAGGAAGCCGGACCAAGGAUUGACAAACUUAAUGAAUUUCACGACUUGAGCUUUUGCAAUCUUAAUUAUAAGUACGCACUGAUGCCAUUACAAGCUACAAAUUGUUUAGAUGUUUCUCAACUCCACUUGAAAGAUUCCCUGAGGUAAAGACUAUAGGUUUUCACUUGUUGUUUCAAAAUGCAGAAAAAUUUCCACUGCACUCCUGAACACUUUCCUAAUAACCCCCUAGCGAAAUUAAUUCCAACAUAAAUAGUUUCUAUUGACACAAACUUACAAAAAAUAGUUAAGGAGUGCUCUGCUCCCAAAGAAAUAUUUAAAAAUCGCACUCCGCACUCUUUUUCUUAAAGAAAACUACCAUUGCUAUAAAUUUGCUUGAAUAAUGACUUCUAUUCUGAGAAAAACUAAUAUAUUUAUAUUUAAACAUUCUAGUCUAGUGUACCAUCAAAUGUCAUUAGGAGUAAGAAAUAUAUAUGAUAAUUUUUAAAAUAUAUAUAAAUAAUUACCGCAAAAUGGUAAACAUAUAUCGUGGAAUAUAUUUUUAUAAAAAGGAGACGAGCAAGAAGCUGAAUAGCGAAAGUGACAUAAAUGUACAAAUUAAAGAAAAUGUAAUGCUGAAAACCAAAAACUAACUAUAACUUUGAAAAAGUUUAAAUGAAAUUGUGGAAAAACAUAUUUUCGAGUGAAAUAUAGAAGCAAAUCCCAUAUAGAUUUAAUUCUUGUCAAAAUGUCCAUUAUUGACGCUGAAAGAAAAUACGGCAAAAAUUUGAUUUGAGACUUUUAUUUUUUACCAAAUAUA
Hermetia illucens (black soldier fly) is the source of this 3885-nucleotide messenger RNA. It is a transcript of the gene Rfx, whose product is annotated as DNA-binding protein RFX2. The transcript is spliced from 11 exons. The coding region runs from base 733 to 2967 and encodes 744 amino acids. Gene Ontology annotation, molecular function: DNA-binding transcription factor activity, RNA polymerase II-specific; RNA polymerase II cis-regulatory region sequence-specific DNA binding. Lineage: Eukaryota; Metazoa; Arthropoda; Insecta; Diptera; Stratiomyidae. The record is from RefSeq and is a predicted model, not a curated record. Gene Ontology annotation, biological process: regulation of transcription by RNA polymerase II.